Messenger RNA from Cyphellophora europaea CBS 101466, 579 nucleotides. RefSeq lists its product as uncharacterized. Gene Ontology annotation, biological process: protein folding; protein peptidyl-prolyl isomerization. Gene Ontology annotation, molecular function: peptidyl-prolyl cis-trans isomerase activity. Lineage: Eukaryota; Fungi; Ascomycota; Eurotiomycetes; Chaetothyriales; Cyphellophoraceae. Gene Ontology annotation, cellular component: intracellular membrane-bounded organelle. The record is from RefSeq and is a predicted model, not a curated record. The transcript has a single exon. Bases 1 to 579 code for a protein of 192 amino acids.
AUGGCCAAUCUCCCACCUGUACCAAAGGCAGGCGAAACGGCUGAUCCUAUCGUCUUUCUGGACCUCACGCUGGGUGGUGAGCCCCUCGGAAGAAUCAAAAUUCAUCUCUUCGCCAGUACCCUACCACGCACGGCCGAGAAUUUCCGCCAAUUCUGCACAGGCGAGUACCGGGGCACGACAGGACUACCGCAGGGAUACAAGGGCAGCAAGUUCCACCGGGUCAUCAAGGGAUUCAUGAUUCAAGGCGGUGACUUCCUCAAUGCGGACGGCACAGGUUCGACAAGUAUCUACCACGGUGCCAGCUUUGCAGACGAAGGUUUUACGUACAGGCAUACCGUACCAGGUUUACUGAGUAUGGCAAACUCGGGAAAGGACACGAAUGGUUGCCAGUUCUUCAUCACGUGCACGAAAACGGAGCAUUUGGACGGAAAGCACGUCGUGUUUGGGCAGGUGGCGGACAUGGAGAGUAUGGACGUGGUCAAGAAAGUUGAGCACGUGAGGACGGCGGGCGCAGGUGGUAGAGGACAGGGUGAUCGGCCAGUGCAAGAUGUGAGAGUGGUCGAGUGUGGUGAAAUGUGA